Messenger RNA from Penaeus vannamei (Pacific white shrimp), 378 nucleotides. The record is from RefSeq and is a predicted model, not a curated record. Lineage: Eukaryota; Metazoa; Arthropoda; Malacostraca; Decapoda; Penaeidae.
CCCGCAGACCCACCUGGCUUGGAAGGCGACCACCUGUCCGACCCGAUUCUUCAGCUGAGCAACUGCUGGCGCCCUUCUCGCCCAUCCCGCCCACGUUCUUCCGCCCACGACACGAGCGGAACGGCCUGAUGAACGCCUCCCUCAGCGCGUCCGAUUCCCGAAGGAGGACGCAUCAGCACCCUCGGGAGGCCAUCGAGGUCCUGACGGCGUGGCUGACGGAGCACCGCGACCACCCGUACCCUGACGACGACCAGAAGGCGUCUCUGGUGCGGCGGACGGGACUCUCGACGCAGCAGGUGGGCCACUGGUUCACGAACGCCCGGCGCCGCCUCCUGCCGAAGCUGCGGGCGGAUCUGACGAAGGAGUGAGGUCGGGGGU